AUGGGUGCUGUCCUUGGUAAAAGGACACUAGAUAGUGAGUUUGAGACGUCCCAAAAAAAGACAAAGGAAGAGAAGAGACAGCAUGCGGGGAAGGACGAUCAAGAUGUGGAAGCAGGAAAAGCAAGAGGAGAAACUGGUGAUUUGGACACAGAGCCAGGGGGGGCUGGGACAGCUGAAGAAGUGGCGGCUGCUGCAGUGGCAGCAGCAGCGGUGAGGCAAGAAGAAGCACCAGCCACAGUGGGGGAGGCGCGGCCGUUGGUGUGCCGGCAGUAUUCGCUGGCGGAGGUGGCGGCAGCGACGGGCGAGUGGGCGGAGGCGAACCGCAUUGGCAGCGGCAGCUUCGGGGAUGUGUACAAGGGCGCUAACCCCACCGCUCCCCAUGAGAUCUGGGCCGUCAAACGCGCCAAGAUACUUACGAAUGACUUCAAGCGAGAGGUGAAUGAGAUGGCGACAAAGAAUCACCCGAACCUGGUGCGACUGCUGGGGUACUGCUUCGACAUGAACCACACCACGGAGCGCAUCGAGCAGAUUGUCAUCUACGAAUUCAUGGCCAAUGGCGACCUCGAGCGGUGGAUUGGACCCCGUGAGAUAUCUCAUUUGCUCUUCUCUACUCUACUCGUCUUUGCCUUGUUUCUCUUGACCCAACCCUUUCUCAUGCACACUUGA
Molecule: messenger RNA, 666 nt
Organism: Closterium sp. Naga37s-1
Lineage: Eukaryota; Viridiplantae; Streptophyta; Zygnematophyceae; Desmidiales; Closteriaceae
Source: the annotation of a GenBank genome assembly